Gopherus flavomarginatus (Mexican gopher tortoise) is the source of this 955-nucleotide messenger RNA. Its product is annotated as lithostathine-1-like. Gene Ontology annotation, molecular function: signaling receptor activity. NCBI's taxonomy places the organism in Eukaryota, Metazoa, Chordata, Testudines, Testudinidae. The coding region runs from base 1 to 678 and encodes 225 amino acids. The transcript is spliced from 7 exons. The record is from RefSeq and is a predicted model, not a curated record.
AUGGCUAUGGCUGGCUGGCCCCAGAGCCUGACCAGGGAGAGAUCGGCCCUCAGAGCUCCCAGUGCCACGUGCACCCAGCCCAGACUGAACUCCAAUAGCCAGCACUGCAGACAAGAGAGACAGACGGACAGGAGAAGCGAGAAGAUGGGGCCAGUCGCCUACUUCAGCUUCUGCCUCCUCAGCUGCUUGAUCUUUAGCCCCUCGCUGGAAGCCUCUCCCCGCAAUGUCCUCUCUCCCCAUCCCAACUCCUCUCUCGGAUCAGGAGUAGAGGGCACGUCUUGUCCCAAUGACUGGAUGUACUACCAUGACCACUGCUAUGGGUUCUUCCCUGAAAAGAUGACCUGGUCAGAGGCUGAGGUGGAGUGUCAUUAUCAACACAAGGGAGGCCAUCUCGCCUCCAUUCUCUCUGAGGCAGAAGGGGACUUGGUGGCCAGAUACAUCAGCCAGUCAGGCUCCAAGGAUAGCGUGUGGAUUGGACUCCACGACCCCCAACAUAACAGACGCUGGAGGUGGACAGAUGGGUCGCUGUAUCAUUACAGUGCUUGGAACCCUGGGGAGCCAAACAACUUGGGUAACAAUGAGUACUGUACCGAGCUGCUGAACUUCAGGGGUUUUAAGAAAUGGAAUGAUAUUAACUGUAACAAGCAAAAUGCCUACAUUUGCAAGUAUCAACCCUAGCGAGGGGAGUCACUCGACUGUGCCUGAAGUGGGAGCUCAGCACCUGCGAUGCAAAAGAACUGAGCUCCUUGGCCGUGAUCAGACAACGUCCCAACAUUCGGAUGCUUUUGCUGCUUCAAGGGCCAGUCCCCUCCCUCCCUGAGAGACCAGAUCUCACUUCCGCAGCUGCAAACUCUCUUCCCUUAAGUGUCUCUGUUCUAGUUACACGCCUGCCCCUUCCCUCCCUUCCCCUCAAUGGCUGCAGCCCACUCCAAGAAUAAACUCUCCUGAGCAUGCA